AUGGACGAACUCGACGCAUUCAGGCAAGGGAUCGUCGAACUCGAGGAGGUCGUUCAAGAGGCUCGUGCCGAGCUCCACCGUUUGCUCGAAAAGUCCGACGUCAACAAAGAAUUCCUAUCAAAGCUUACCGAUAUGGGAAAGCUGACCAGCCACUUCCGGAGAACUCAAGGGACUGUUAGGGACAUGGAACUAGCUGAACGAGCGCUGUACCAGGACCUCAUGGUUCUCGUGGCCAACAACAGACUCAAGGUUGACCAACAGUCGGCAACCAUACAAGAACGACUUCCAACAAUGGAGGCGGAGCUACAAGAGUUAAAGGACCAAUACAGAAGAGAACAAGGGGAACAGAAUUUUCUCGCUAGACUUAUCCCGGAGCAACAAGUCAAUGCAGAAGAGGAUAGCUCGGGGGAUGAUCCGUCAUCAGAAAAUGGGGAAUCCCAAGAGGCUGAAAGCUCUGAUGAGGAUCUAUCACGAGAAGAUGGGGAAUCCCAAGAGGCUGACAGCUCCGAUAAUGAUCUAUCACGAAAAGAUGGGGAAGCCCAGGAGGUUAGCAACCCCGAUGAUGCUGGGGAUAUUUUGUAG
Clonostachys byssicola is the source of this 582-nucleotide messenger RNA. NCBI's taxonomy places the organism in Eukaryota, Fungi, Ascomycota, Sordariomycetes, Hypocreales, Bionectriaceae. The record is from the annotation of a GenBank genome assembly.